AUCCCCCCUUCUUUUCUCUCCUCCGCUCCCUUUCCACUUCUUCACCACUCUUUUUUAGUCUACUUUGAAACGUUGAACGUCCUCACAAUCAUUCUGGAUUAACUCGGCUUGUCACAUUCACAAGGGUAAUAUCCACACAUACGACCUGAAAAGAAAGAAGAAAAAAGACCCCAAACACCCAACAAGCAACAAAAAAGGUCUGGACAAGUCGAGCGACCGGCCCACUCUGUAACCAGGUCGGAGGACCCAUCUCAUACAAACAGUCACAAUCAUGAUGGACCACCGAUCCAACCUCAUGACGCCGUCGCCGCAGGUCAAGUCCGAGGACUACCUGGGUGAGGACGACAUGAUGCCCCUGUUUGAUGACGGUGCGGACGACCACGCAUCGGUGGACCCGUCGAAUCUAUUGUCCACCCCGGGUGAACAUUUCCGGGCCAUGUCGCCCUCCGAUGCGGGGACUCCGGCACCCGAGGGUACACCAGAGACAUCCGACAAGAAGCCCACCAAGAAGAGAAAGUCAUGGGGCCAGGUCCUCCCAGAGCCUAAGACAAACCUGCCUCCCAGAAAACGGGCCAAGACAGAAGAUGAAAAGGAACAACGCCGAGUAGAGCGUGUUCUUCGAAACCGCCGGGCAGCCCAGUCAUCCCGUGAGAGGAAGAGGCUGGAGACGGAAGCCCUGGCCACCCGGAACAAACAACUCGAGGACGCCUUGCUCGCCCUCACCCAACAGUAUCAGGUGCUGGAGAAGGAGCUCAAGAAGGUUAAGCCUGAGCUGGGCGGCAUCUCGACGUCCAGUGACUCCCACGUCACCCUCUCCCAGCCGCUCUUCUCGUACCCGGCGCCGGCACCCAAGGUGGCCGAGGUCGAGCAGCCGGCGCAGCAGGACAUCUCCACGAUGUCACAGCCGACCCUUGACCUGAUCAACAGCCUCGUCAGGCAAGCCCAACAAGAGGCGGACGGAAACACCCCCAAGACCGUUAACCCGGCCACUAUCUCACCCGCCCUCGCACCAAUCGCCGAGGAGCCAGAGUCUGAACAGCCCGACGCUGUCACCCCCCUCGACUCGGCCGUGCCCCUUCCUCCUCCUUCUCAAGCCGCCAACGUCACGGAGGCUGUUGUCGCCGACUCCACCACCCUGUCAACGGCUGGUGGAAACGACGACGACACUUUCUUUGACGGCGGUCUCGGAGCUGCAGAGCCUGGCUCUGCAUUUUUCGACAACCUUCUUCACAUUCCUGACUUUGGCGAUAUCCCUUCGCCAGAGGCAAGCUCUAUUGAUUUCGAUUAUCAAGCUGGUGACCAACCAUCCGACCUCGACUUCACCACCACGUGGGACGAGUACAUGUCCAACCCUGCCGACAAUGACGACAGCUACGGGUUCCUGCAAGCCCCUGCGUCUCCGGCUCCUGCGGAAGCUUCUAACCAGCAACCGACAGCUGGCGCGUCCUCUUCUGGAUGCGACGCUCGAGGUAUUGCGGUCGAGGCAAAGUAGGAGACAAGACGGGGUCGGCGCGCAGGCAUUCGGGUGUCAGUCAACGAUCGCGGGAGACUUACCGUCUGACGAGCGUCUGAUGUCACUGGCUGCCGCUAUUCGACUUCUGGAGCGGAGGAUUGAGAUGAGGAUUAGCAAGAGCGGCUCCCUCACGUCGGGGAGUUUAGGAGGUAUUUCCAAGGCACGAAAAGGUGUUCGAUGGCGUCAACAGGCUCAGAGUGAAAAUUAAAAAUGAAACUUUGAAAUGUUAUAUGAUUCC
This is a messenger RNA of Cryphonectria parasitica EP155, 1751 nucleotides long. Its product is annotated as transcriptional activator FOSB/c-Fos and related bZIP transcription factor. The transcript is spliced from 3 exons. Gene Ontology annotation, molecular function: DNA-binding transcription factor activity, RNA polymerase II-specific. Lineage: Eukaryota; Fungi; Ascomycota; Sordariomycetes; Diaporthales; Cryphonectriaceae. The record is from RefSeq and is a predicted model, not a curated record. Gene Ontology annotation, biological process: positive regulation of transcription by RNA polymerase II. The coding region runs from base 272 to 1492 and encodes 406 amino acids.